Molecule: messenger RNA, 480 nt
Organism: Ostreobium quekettii
Lineage: Eukaryota; Viridiplantae; Chlorophyta; Ulvophyceae; Bryopsidales; Ostreobiaceae
Source: the annotation of a GenBank genome assembly
AUGAACUCGUCAGCAGUGGCCGCGGGCAGCAUCGCGUACACAGUGGCAUUGGCAGAAUGGCUCAAGGAACGGGGAAGGACAGGGACGGACGAUGGACAACCCAAAGCGAUGGGCACGCCGUACUCCAGCAGGGUGUUUGUCAUGGUGGUGAGCCAGGCCGUCCAUGCGGCCACCAGGAAGCAUGAUGGCAAACUCACACCGUUAGCCAUGGCCAAAAUCCACCAUGCUGGAUUGGCGGUGAAGGCGAAGGCGAUGGUGGCCAUGGCAUUUCUGUGGAUGAAGCUGACACUGUACUCCACCGCCUUGCUGGUAUUCAUCAUCAGCAUUGAGAGAGCUCCUGGGGAGAUCAGAGCAGCGUGGAUGGUGGUCGACCGCGCUAUGGAGAAGUACCAAAUCCGGGUGGAGGAGAAGCGACAAAUCUGGGAAGCCAAGAGAGCUGCCCAAAUGUACCAGCACUGGGUCGAGCUUGGGGAGAUUUGA